Messenger RNA from Diaporthe batatas, 924 nucleotides. RefSeq lists its product as uncharacterized. NCBI's taxonomy places the organism in Eukaryota, Fungi, Ascomycota, Sordariomycetes, Diaporthales, Diaporthaceae. The record is from RefSeq and is a predicted model, not a curated record. The coding region runs from base 1 to 924 and encodes 307 amino acids. The transcript is spliced from 2 exons.
AUGGGAGCGAGCGGCGAGACGGGUCCCGUCGCGGACGCGGUGUCGAUACCCAUACUCAUGACCAUGAGCGGGUUCAUCGCCGUCGCGUGCUACAACAGCAUCGAGCAGUUCUUCAUCAUCUUCCGGACCUUCCGGCGCCGCAGCGGGCUCUACUUCUGGUCCAUGAUCGCCGUGGCCUUUGGCAUCCCCUUCCACGUGCUGCCCAACAUCCUCCGCUUCUUCGGCACCGUGCCCAACGGCAACCUGGCCAUGAGCGCGCUGCUCUCCGUCGGGUGGUGGCUCAUGGUCACCGGCCAGUCGGUCGUCCUGUACUCGCGCCUCAACCUGGUCGUCGCCAGCCACUGGAAGCUGCACGGCGUGCUUGGCAUGAUCGCCUUUGUCUUUGUCGGCGUCCAGCUCCCCACGACCGCAUUCUUCCUCGCCUGCAACUGGCCCGACCCGGUUAUAGCCCUCAGGUACAGCAACGUCUACGCGAAGUUUGAGGCGACCCAGCUUGUCGUGAUCACAGCCCUGGAGACCUUCAUCUCGAGUCUAUACGUCUACGAAGCGUCACACGGCCUGAAGCGGUUGGCGGCCUUGAAGAAAGACCACGUAAAGACCGUGUUCCGAGAGCUGGUUGGUCUCCUUGUCCUGGUGGUCUCCUUGGAUAUGACCCUCAUAGUCCUCCAAUUCACGAAUAACUACCUGAUCCAAGCGACGUGGAAGCCCGUCGUCUAUAGCGUGAAGCUCAAGGUGGAAACAUUGGUGCUGAACAACCUGGUCAACCUUGUCCAGUCGCGGUCAUGUCUCUGCCUCGACUUCGUUGAGGAAAACUUUUCGACUCGAACCAGCAACUGGCCCAAGAUCCAAGAGGGGCGCAUAGCCUACCAGAACUUUUCGAGGAACAGCGUAGCGAGAAGGGGUCAGUUUCACGCAACGAUAUGA